CGCGUCGGCAACUCUUUAAGGGACGCGUUGGCAACUGUGGCAAUAUCAGGUGGUUGUAUUGUGACACUCAGCUGUUUCACUCAGUAGUCAGCUGAUCGCUCUAGAGGAAGAUAUAUUUAUUUAUUUAUUCAGAUUUGUUACGCACGUAGCAAAGAUAUCAAAAACGUUCCGGCUUUGCUCAAACAGUCGCAAGCAUCGACGUAUUUUCGUGCAAACGUCCGGAUUCGAGGAAACGUUAAUGCAAAGGUGUUCAUCAAUAAGGAAGAAGACCGUGAUGACGAGUCUUCAUUAAGCUCGUGAAGGAAGGAGUGGGUUCUUCGAGAGAGUCUCUCUCUCCAGAUCCAAGUGACGACGCCCUUCUGCUACUGCAGACAGCUCUCAGGUUUCUUCUCACGGUAGAAGAGCCACUCCUCGCAACUUCUCCCUUCGGCAACGCCUACUGCUGCUGUUCUUGCUGCUACUGCCUAGGCCUAGGCCUAUUGGUGUCACUCGGCCCCGUGGAGGAGUUUUUCACACUCGCCGCCAACAUCACCCAACUCCUCCAACCUGCUCUGAGGCGCCCCUGUGGCCUCUGGACGCCCACGCAGCCACCACCACCAUCCUGACUACAAGAUUCCUCUGGAAUGGGGGUGCACAGGACGUUAGCCGAGGAGCCUGGUGGUGGGGGGUUAGGGGGUAUGCUGGAGGAGGCGGAAGAGGAAGAUGAGUUAGGCUACUUCCAACACCUCCACCAUCGCCAUCACCACCACUAUCAUCACCAACACCACCACCACCAUCACCACUCUCCUCCCUCCAACACCGGCAGCACAGACAGCGAUGUUCUCAAUAACAACAGAUUCGAUCAGGAAAAAGUUAACCUCACGGGAAAGGGUCGUGUGGACAUGGCCCAUUUCGAACUGCUCAAAGUCCUAGGAACAGGAGCGUACGGCAAGGUAUUCUUGGUGCGUAAGAUCUCCGGGAAAGAUGCGGGUAAGCUGUACGCCAUGAAAGUGCUGAAGAAGGCGACUAUCGUACAAAAGAAGAAGACGACGGAACACACCAAGACGGAGAGGCAGGUCCUGGAAGCCGUCCGCCAGAGCCCUUUCCUCGUCACCCUUCACUACGCCUUCCAGACAGAUGCCAAACUUCAUCUCAUCUUAGACUACGUCAGCGGCGGAGAACUAUUCACACACCUUUAUCAACGAGAGAGGUUUCGAGAAGAUGAAGUCAGGUUGUACAUAGGGGAGAUCAUUCUCGCCCUAGAACAUCUGCACAAACUGGGCAUAAUCUACCGUGAUAUCAAGCUGGAAAACAUUCUCCUGGACUCUGACGGGCAUAUUGUCCUAACAGACUUCGGCCUAAGCAAAGACUUCCUUCCAAACGAUAAGGAACACAGAGCAUACUCCUUCUGUGGGACUAUAGAAUACAUGGCUCCAGAGGUGGUCAGGGGAGGCUCUCACGGUCAUGAUCAGGCUGUUGAUUGGUGGAGUGUUGGAGUAUUAACUUAUGAACUGCUGACCGGAGCUUCACCAUUCACUGUCGAAGGAGAGAAAAAUAAUCAGCAGGAGAUCUCAAAGCGGAUUUUAAAAACCCAACCACCACUACCUGCCGACUUAUCACCUGAGGUUCGUGACUUCAUAUCUCGUCUACUCGUAAAAGACCCCAGACAAAGAUUAGGAGGAGGACCCAGAGAUGCCGAUGAACUCAAAGAACACACGUUUUUUAAGAACCUCAACUGGGACGACCUUGCAAAGAAGAAAGUACCUGCUCCUUUUGUACCCCGCAUCAGCAAUGAACUAGAUGUUAGUAAUUUUUCUGAGGAAUUCACUGCAAUGAUUCCUCAGGAUUCUCCGGCCAUUGUUCCUCCUGAUGUAGAUAAAAUAUUUAAUGGUUACUCAUUUGUAGCCCCAUCGAUUCUCUUCACCGAGAAUGUUGUUAGUGAUUCUCUGUUCAAAAUGUCUCCGGACAGAAAACCUUCAACAACUAAUCUAAUGGCUUGUAGCUUCAGGGAUUCUCCAUUUUUCCAAAACUAUGAACUCGACUUGCGAGAAGGUAUCUUGGGUGAUGGUAGUUUUAGCGUUUGCCGUAGGUGCAUUCAGAAGUCAACAGGACGGCCUUAUGCCGUGAAGAUAGUUUCUCGGAGACUAGACUGCCAGCAAGAGAUUAAUCUUCUCCUAGCAUGUCAAGGACAUUCCAAUAUCGUUUCCUUCCAUGAAGUCUUUUAUGAUGAAGCGCACACAUAUAUAGUUAUGGAGAUACUGGAAGGAGGCGAACUACUUCAGAGGAUCCGAAAACAUGAAAGGUUCACAGAGGCACAAGCAUCAGUCAUAAUGCGAAGUUUGGUCUCUGCUGUUCACUACAUGCACAGAAAAGGCAUUGUUCAUAGAGACCUCAAACCUGAGAACCUGCUGUUCAAGGAUUCCUCUGAUGACUCUGUAAUAAAGGUUGUGGACUUCGGCUUUGCUCGGAUGAUGCCAGACAAGGAAAAGGACGGAAACAUGAAAACUCCUUGCUUUACCCUCCAUUAUGCUGCUCCUGAGGUACUAAGGCAGGCAGUGCAAAAAGGAGCUGCUGGUUAUGAUGAAACUUGUGACUGGUGGAGUCUAGGAGUUAUAUUGUACACUAUGCUGUCUGGCAGAGCACCUUUCCAGUCUAGAAGUAAAGAUGAUACAUCAUCAGAUAUUAUAGCUAGAAUCAAGGGUGGCAGUUUUGACAUGUCUGGACCAGAAUGGCUCACUAUUUCAUCUCAAGCCAAGAACUUGAUCAAAGGACUGCUAACUGUAGAUGCCUCAAGAAGACUUACCAUUUAUGACCUGCUUCAAGAUGAAUGGUUACAAGGAGGUCCACCCUCUGUGUUUUCUGCAACACCUCUAAUGACCCCUACAAUCCUCAGUGCAAGACCAACACUUAACGGUCCAGUUUCAGCAGAAGCUGGGGUCAAGCAGGCUUUUCAUGCAUUCCAUAUGGCAACCAGAGAAGGUUUCCGAUUACUAGAUGUGAGCAAUGCCCGUUUAGCCCAACGUCGAAAAAACAAAAAGUCUUCAACUGAUGCCCGCAGCCAUUCUUCUACCUCAUCCCUCUCCUCUACCUCAUCAGCGUCUUCCCUCACAUCUGUCCGUACACCUAGUAAAUCAGACCGAUGUAGUUCCUCACUAGGUGUUACACCAAGGAAAGAGGAGAGUGUCUUUGACUUUGGGGAAGCAAGAGUCAAAGCUUAUUUAUCAAGUAUCGAGUCUCCUUCUGAAAUGGCAUUCCCUGCCACCCCAAGUAUGGUCCUCACAUUACCGAGCCCAAGAUCCAAAGCAAGUUCAAAAGGUUCUUUGGGUUCUUUUGACUUUUCGAGAAGUGACAAAUCUAUAGAACCAAAGCCAAAGUCCGAAUCCUCCAUAGGUUUGUCACCGGAAGUCAGUUCGCCCAGUAGUUCAACUGUGUCUUAUAAGAAACAGGAACAGUGCCUUGUGUCUCAAGAACAAUGUAAUGUUAGUGAAAUGAAAGAGCGUGUCACAGAGACCAGAAGUCCUGAGACGUCUUUCAAAUCCUCUAUGUGCCUAUUAGGUGAUGAAUUUUCUGGCCCACAGACUAGAUCACGGAAAAGGAAACUGGAAAAAAUCUGUGAUGCGGAUGUGACUGUAGUCAAACAAGUGUUCAAAAACAGAAACACUCGUAGUAAAAGGUUUGAUACGAUUGUCAUAGAUGACUGAUGUGUGAAAGGUAUUUAAGGCAUUACUGUAUGAGACACUUUCCAAAUUCUGACUAAGAGUAUUUUAUGUCUUUAAGCUUAAAGCUGAGAGAUUGCUUUAUUAUUAUACAGUAUAACUGAAUGUAAAUUAUAUAAAUAAAAAAAUAUAUAUAUAUAGCUGAUCUGAUAUGUAAAUACAGAUUACAAUAUUAUAACAUUUAUGCUCUAAAGUACAUUAUGUAGGAAUUUACAUGUGCAAUCUGAAAAAACCCAUAAAUAUAAAGCACUUUGAAAAUGCAA
Molecule: messenger RNA, 3958 nt
Organism: Macrobrachium nipponense
Lineage: Eukaryota; Metazoa; Arthropoda; Malacostraca; Decapoda; Palaemonidae
Product: ribosomal protein S6 kinase alpha-5-like
Exons: 16
Coding region: 624-3680 (1018 amino acids)
Biological process (GO): regulation of DNA-templated transcription; peptidyl-serine phosphorylation
Molecular function (GO): protein serine/threonine kinase activity; ATP binding
Source: RefSeq, a predicted model, not a curated record